AUGAGCCCUAGAGAGACUCCGUCAACCACGCCAGGAACUGGUGGUUUCCGAUGUCCAACACCCGAAGGUCUAUAUCCCCACGAGAUCUUCUGCUACAUGUUCUACAACUGCAUAGGUUUCCAUCCAUACCCCCACGAGUGUCCGGAUGACGACCUCUUCCAUCAAGAGGAACUGUACUGCAUGCAUCCCGAGGAUGUGAACUGUGGAGAUCUCGUACCAAGACCCACCGCAUCGAUGGAACCUCCUACGUCGACGGAUAAAACGACAACGACCAGCGGAGAAUUCCAAUGUCCAGAACCUGAUGGGUUUUUCCCCGACCCUGAAUCAUGUGAACACUUCUACAUAUGCGUGGAAGGAAAACCCAGCCACACUGAAUGCCCUGAUGAUUCUUGGUUCAACCCCGAAACCGGGUUUUGUGACACCCCUGGUGAAUUUUGCACACCUCUGGCAAGACAUUAAUAUAUGUAUGAUGCCACCGUUGAUCUCUAAUUAUUGACAGAAUAAAAUUUAUGUAUAAUUACCUAUAUUUUAGACUUUAUCUUCCAAUCACCUACCCUGCCUAAGUUUGGGUAUUCAUGCAUUCAUAAUGAAGCAAUGUGAAAACCAA
Molecule: messenger RNA, 607 nt
Organism: Darwinula stevensoni
Lineage: Eukaryota; Metazoa; Arthropoda; Ostracoda; Podocopida; Darwinulidae
Source: the annotation of a GenBank genome assembly